AUGCGGAAACGCGAAGAAAUUGCUAAUCGAUGGACGAAGAAGAAAGAAGUGAAAAUAGAUAGAACUUUCCUAAGUUACCUGUGUAAAUGUACGUGUGUGUCUGUGCGCCUGUGUGAGCACUUGGGAAGAGAAGAAGCAGCAAUUCGGAAAAGUCGUGGUAAGCAAACGCUUACCGUAAUCGAUGUCGGUUCUUUGCUGCGUGUACGUUUGGGGCAACAAAGUCAGUCAUGUUUUCAGUGGCUCGAGGCAGCCAGAGCAAACCCUGAAUUUAUUGUUGCUGCUCUUGCUCUUGCUUGUGAUGAUGACGGUACUGAUAUUGAUAAUUAUAUUCAUAUUAUUUGCGGAUUCCUUUUGCUACUUCAUCGUUUAAGCAUCAAACUUUUUUUUUGCUCUGAAGACGUUGCUGCUGCCUCUACUGCUGGAAAACAAGAUGAUGAUGAUGGUGAUGAUGAUGAUGGAGCUGAUUAG
Enterobius vermicularis (human pinworm) is the source of this 468-nucleotide messenger RNA. NCBI's taxonomy places the organism in Eukaryota, Metazoa, Nematoda, Chromadorea, Rhabditida, Oxyuridae. The record is from the annotation of a GenBank genome assembly.